This is a messenger RNA of Cygnus atratus (black swan), 2052 nucleotides long. It is a transcript of the gene TXLNB, whose product is annotated as taxilin beta. The transcript is spliced from 9 exons. Bases 1 to 2052 code for a protein of 683 amino acids. The record is from RefSeq and is a predicted model, not a curated record. Gene Ontology annotation, molecular function: syntaxin binding. Lineage: Eukaryota; Metazoa; Chordata; Aves; Anseriformes; Anatidae.
AUGGAGAAUGACCAGUCCACCGAGCAGCAGCCACAGGCUCCCACCUCGCCCAGACUGGAUGUCCAGGGGCAAAGCAAGGAGAAACCUGUCCCCAGCUCGCAGCCCCAGGCCCCCAUGGACCAGCCAAGCACCUGUCCCGAGGUGGCCGUGUGUGAUAUCUCAGAGGAGCUGAGCCGGCAGCUGGAGGAUAUCAUUAAUACCUAUGGAUCUGCAGCAAGUCUGAUACAGAAGGAAAGCACUGCAGCAGGAACUGACAAGCCUGAGAAGGGAGAAUCGGGCAGCCUGGAGGAUGCAGAGUAUGAGGAUGCAAAUGAGGAAAGCGAGAAAGACAAGCCAGCUCCUGGAGAUGCUUCAAGAGCAAAGGAGCCCAGUACCAGCAAGGAGCAAAAACUGGAGAAGAAAAUCCUGAAAGGCCUAGGGAAGGAAGCUACCCUGCUGAUGCAAAGCUUGAACAAGCUGAGUACCCCAGAGGAGAAGCUGGACCUGUUAUUUAAGAAGUAUGCUGAGCUGCUUGAAGAACAUCGCGCUGAGCAGAAGCAGCUCAAGUACCUGCAGAAGAGGCAGGCCCAGAUCACCAAGGAGAAGGACCAGCUGCAGAGUGAGCACAGCCGAGCCAUCCUUGCCCGCAGCAAACUCGAGAGCCUGUGCAGGGAGCUCCAGAGGCACAACAAAAACCUCAAGGAGGAAACGAUUCAGCGGGCACGGGAGGAAGAUGAGAAGAGGAAAGAAAUUACUAAUCAUUUCCAGGGCACGCUGAGUGAAAUCCAGGCUCAGAUCGAGCAGCAAAGCGAGAGGAACAUGAAGCUCUGCCAGGAGAACACAGAGCUGGCAGAGAAGCUGAAAAGCAUCAUUGACCAGUAUGAGCUGCGGGAAGAGCACCUUGAUAAAAUAUUCAAGCACAGAGAACUUCAACAGAAAUUGGUGGAUGCCAAGUUGGAGCAGUCUCAGGAAAUGAUGAAGGAAGCAGAGGAGCGACACCAGAAAGAAAAGGAAUAUCUCCUGAACCAAGCUGCAGAAUGGAAGCUCCAAGCCAAAAUGUUAAAGGAACAAGAGACUGUCCUGCAGGCACAGAUCACUCUCUACUCUGAAAGGUUUGAAGAAUUUCAGAAAACAUUGACCAAAAGCAAUGAAGUGUUUGCCACUUUCAAACAGGAGAUGGAGAAAAUGACAAAGAAAAUGAAGAAAUUGGAAAAGGAUACUGCUACAUGGAAGUCCAGGUUUGAGAACUGUAACAGAGCAUUACUGGACAUGAUUGAAGAGAAAGCCAUGAGGACCAAGGAAUAUGAGUGCUUUGUGCUGAAAAUCCAGAGACUAGAGAACCUUUGCCGAGCUCUGCAGGAAGAGAGGAAUGAAUUGUACAAAAAAAUAAAACAAGCACAGUUCCCUGAAGAGGUGAAUGGAAAUGACAUCUUAGAAGAAGAAGACGAUGACGCUGAUACAAACCCUUCCUCCUCUGAGCAGGCAAGCAUUGAGUUGCGUGCCACUGAUGAUAGCAUGCUAAAGGAGCUGGCUGAGGCUUUCAGGGUGUCCCACAAGGUGGAUGAGUCCCUCCCAAGCAACAGCAGCAACCCAGAGCCCCGUGAUGCUCAAACAUGUAAUGCCAUCUCGGAGCCAGAGCUCCCCUCUCAUCUCACCCCACGGUCAGAGGCUGGGAAUCUCUGUGAGCAGCCCAGCACGAGCACAUCAACACCUCCUGAACAUGUGCCAGCACCCACUGAAAAUACAACGCCCACCAAGAAUGUGCCAAAGCCCACCAAAAACAUGCCCACACUCCCAGAAAGGGUGCCAGCACCCACAGAAAGUGUGCCAAUACCUCCCGAAACCAUGCCAGUUCCCACUGGGAAUGAGGCAAAACCCAUUGAAAACAUGCCAGCAACCCCUGAGAGCAUGCCAACACCCACUCUAAACAUGCCUGCUCCCCUUGGAAAUAUGCCAGCAUCCACAACAAGUCCACCAAAAGCUGCAGAACAUAUGGAAGACCUAGCAGAGCAGUCUGCUCAAGGUCAGCCUGCAGAGCAAACAAGGGAUACAGACAUGGAAGCGGUAGACUGA